Pseudomassariella vexata is the source of this 7910-nucleotide messenger RNA. Its product is annotated as KR domain-containing protein. The record is from RefSeq and is a predicted model, not a curated record. Gene Ontology annotation, biological process: fatty acid biosynthetic process; secondary metabolite biosynthetic process. Gene Ontology annotation, molecular function: phosphopantetheine binding; oxidoreductase activity; fatty acid synthase activity. The transcript is spliced from 4 exons. Bases 293 to 7819 code for a protein of 2508 amino acids. NCBI's taxonomy places the organism in Eukaryota, Fungi, Ascomycota, Sordariomycetes, Amphisphaeriales, Pseudomassariaceae.
GGCAAGGUUGGUUCUAUACCCGAUUACUCUACUGAUCCAACGAUUUUUUCAUGACGUGGAGGAUUCUGAUGAAACAUACAUAAUUGCUACAAACUGGACCAUGUAAAGCCGAGUUCGUUGCUUCAACUCGAUAUCGGGCAAUCAAACAGGUUCAUGCGCAUGUCACAAAUGAAACACAUGGGCCCUACUUAAGUCUUCUCGAUAAAACAAGCGCCUCUAACGAGUACUUUACAGAUUUCAGUCUGCGUCUAUCUUUAGAAUUCAAGAAAGACAGUUGAGAAAUCGUUGCGCAAUGGCUCCGUACAUGGCUUCGAAAUCAGCACCGAUUGUGGAAGAUGUUGGAGGCUCUCGAGCAGGAAUCAACACCAAUGAUCGACAACAUCAGUUUGAACCCAUCGCUAUCUGCGGAAUGGCCCUCCGCCUCCCAGGGGGUAUAUCGACCCCCUCCCAACUUUGGGACAUCAUCCUCAACAAGAAAGACGCCCGGGCCCCAGUCCCAAGUAACCGCUACAACAUCUCAAGCUAUUACUCCGCAUCUGGAAAACCAGGCCACGUGAAAUCAGAGUACGGCUACUUUCUCGACCCGUCCGUCGACAUCAGCGCCCUCGACACUUCCUUCUUCAGCCUGCCUAAGUCGGAAAUCGAACGGCUCGACCCGCAACAACGUCUCCUCCUUGAGCUCACGCACGAGUGCUUCGAGAGCGCCGGGGAGCCGGACUACCGCGGGAAGCCGAUCGGGUGCUACGUGGGGUCUUUUGGGCAAGAUUGGACUGAGGCUUUUGCGAAGGAUGCGCAGGCCAAUGGAAUGUACACAGUCACAGGGUAUGGCGAUUUUGUGCUCUCGAAUCGGGUCUCGUAUGAAUAUGACCUCAAGGGGCCGAGUAUGACGAUUCGCACGGCUUGUUCGUCGGCUUUGAUAGCGCUCCAUGAAGCUUGCCUUGCGAUCCAGAAUAACGAAUGUGAGGGUGCUGUAGUUGCGGGGACGAAUAUUAUCAUGGCUCCUGGGUUGUCUAUUGCGCUUUCGGAGCAGGGAGUUUUGUCGCCGAAUGGGUCUUGCAGGACGUUUGAUGUUGAUGCGGAUGGCUAUGCGCGUGCGGAGGCGGUAAAUAUGAUUUACAUCAAGAGCCUGCGCAACGCACUAAGAGAUGAAAAUCCGAUCCGGGCAGUCAUCCGAGGCGUUUCGAGCAAUUCUGAUGGCAAGACGACCGGUAUGAGCCUUCCUAGUUCGGAUAUGCAUGAGUCCAUGAUCCGGAAAGCAUACGCUGCUGCAGAUAUUGCAAAUAUUUCCGAUACUGGCUUCGUCGAAUGUCAUGGGACUGGUACACCGGCUGGCGAUCCUAUCGAGACGGAAGCUGUUGGCAACGUCUUCGGUGAAAAAGGUGUCUAUAUCGGUUCCAUCAAGCCCAAUGUUGGUCAUUCCGAGGGGGCAUCUGGUAUCACGUCACUCCUGAAAUGUGUCCUUGCGCUGGAGAAUGAGAUCAUCCCCCCUAAUAUCAAAUUCGAGAGGCCGAAUCCCAAGAUCAAGUUCGAGCAGAAGAAGCUCAAGGUGCCGAUCGAGGCGAUGGCUUGGCCAGCUGGGAAAGCUCAAGUUGCGUCAGUAAAUUCAUUUGGCAUAGGUGGCUCGAAUGCUCAUGUUGUGUUGGAGUCCACGAAGAGUUUCUUCAGUCGCCGUGAUUUCGCAGAUUUGAUGCAGAAGAAGGAGUUUAUCCAAAAUGACGCACCAAAUACUUCACGGGAGUCAGCUCCGUCCUUGUUGGUAUUCUCGGCAACCACAGCUGAGUCGCUGAGGAGACGCGUGGUCAAUACGCAACAGUACCUCGAGCUCCAUCCCGAAUCGCAGAAGGACCUAGCUUAUACUCUAGGGUCGAGAAGACUACACAUGCCACACAGAGCUUUCUCGGUGGUUGGCAAGGGCAUCACGCCCAAUACAUCCCCUUUUCACAAAGCACCAGCUGGAAAUCCGGGACUCGUCAUGGUUUUCACUGGUCAAGGUGCUCAGUGGCCGCAGAUGGGGUUGGAACUCAUAGGCCAUGAUGAAAUCUUCACCCAAACACUCCAGCAGCUCGAAAAGAUUCUGGCGACUCUCCCAGAUCCGCCCCCAUGGUCCAUAGUUGAAGAAUUACAGAAAAGUGCCGAGCACAGCCAUAUCAACGAGCCAUCUUAUUCGCAGCCACUGUGCACUUCGAUUCAGAUUGCGCUGGUUGACGCGUUGGCACGUCUGGGUAUUAAGCCAACUGCCGUGGUGGGACACUCUUCGGGUGAGAUAGCUGCGGCGUAUGCAACGGGUAGACUGACCAUCUCCGAAGCAAUCAUCGCUGCUUACUAUCGCGGUGUAACAUCAGAAAAAAUCAAGCGUUCAGGGAAAAUGGCAGCAAUCGGUCUUGGUGCGGAUGAGUUGCGCCCACUGCUGGCUCCUGGCACUGUCAUCGCCUGCGAAAACUCCCCAUCCAGUACAACGAUAUCUGGAGAUAUCGAAGGGGUUGAGGCCGUCUUGAAGACUGUCCGGGAAAUUUUGCCGGCUGUUUUCACGCGGAUGCUCAAGGUCGACCGCGCAUACCACUCCCAUCACAUGCAAGAAGUUGGCGAAUCAUAUGAAAUGCUCACGGCAAAGCACAUUGCGCAGGGGACAGAACACUCAAAUCGUGUGGCUUUUUUCUCGACAGUCACUGGCACGAAGUUGCUCGACACAGAGCAGCUUGACGCCAGUUACUGGAGAUCCAACCUCGAAUCACCUGUGCUCUUCAACACAGCUGUAAACAAGCUCGUUUCUCGAAAUGGUGGCAAGAACCUGGUGUUUCUUGAAGUUGGACCACACUCAGCUUUAGCUGGCCCACUGCGCCAGAUACUUUCCCAAGGGAUGCUGAACUCCACCUACGCCUCAUGCUUGACUAGGUCCCGAAGAGCAGACGAGACCUUCCUUUCUGCCAUCGGUCAACUGCACCUGCAGAACGUGAAGAUCGAUUUUAAUCGCCUGAAUAACGCAUCUGCCGGAGCCAAGGUCUUGGCCAAUCUGCCCACAUACCCCUGGCAGCACGAUCACUCCGUUAUCUGGGAUACGCGCUUGACCAAAGAGUGGCGCUUCCGGAAAUUCAAAAAACACGAGUUACUCGGGGUCCGCGUGGCCGAGAGCACUGACAAUGAGCCGGCGUGGCGGAAUAUGCUGGCUUUGGAGCAUGUGCCUUGGAUUCGAGACCACAACAUCAAAGGGGACGUUGUAUAUCCGUGUGCAGCUUACAUCGGCAUGAUCGGCGAGGCAGUCAGACAGCUCUGCAGCGCCCCUUUUACAGGUCUCAGCCUGCGGAAAGUUGUCAUUGAUACCGCUCUGGUCAUGGUCAAGCCCCAAUCAGUCGAGAUCAUAACUAGUCUCCGCAAGUCGCGACUUACCGACAGCCUGGAGAGUUCCUGGUAUGACUUCGUCGUUAGCUCCCACAACGGAGCAUCGUGGACCAAACAUUGCACGGGGCAGGUAUCGUCUCUUUUCCAAAUUGAUGGAAACUCCACAACAGAAACAAUACCUUCAUUACCGCGUAAAGUUGACAGUCAGAGAUGGUAUCAAGCCAUGCGAGUCUUCGGUGCAAACUACGGCCCAAGUUUCCAGGGUCUUGAGGACAUAGCAUGCGCGACGACUGCCAACGAGGCAACGGGCAGAGCUGCAAACACUGUCCAAGAUCCCGAGGAGUAUUAUCCUAUUCAUCCGAGCAAAAUUGACAAUUUUCUCCAGCUUUGCAGCGCGGCUGCUUGCAAAGGGUCGGGACAUAAGAUCACACAUAUGACCGUACCGACGUAUAUUGAGCACCUAGAUAUCAGGGACUGCGAAACCGAGGUCGAUAUGGUUGUGACGGCAGAAUCUACUCCGAGAGGCGCCAUAUAUGGAAGUGGGAAAGGCUUCUCAUCAGACAGGAAUCUGGUACUCGAUGUGUCUGGUGUAAAACUUAGUCCCCUGGACAAUGGCGAGUUCAACGAAUAUUCCGAUCUUCAUGCUGGAGCAAGGACCUUCUGGCAGCCGGAUAUUGACUUUUUACCACUUUCGACUUUUAUCAAACCCAACGAAGAUCAAGCGAAAAUGCUCGGGCUCUUGCAAGAGUUUUUCGAGUAUUUCGUUUCGGAGGCAUCUCGUCGUCUAGCCCAUGCAGAGACAAAACUCCCCCACCUGGAGAAGUUCCGAUCGUGGCUUACGCGCCAGCCCAAGCCGAAAGUCCAUGACAAAAUGUACGAGUUGCAGGUCACUCUUGGACGCAGCGCACUUAAUCCACUCUCAAUCGCCCUACCCAAGAUCUGUGACUUCAUCGAGCCCAUUUUCACAGGGCAUGUUGAACCACUUGAUAUCCUUAUGCGAGAUGACACACUGACAAAGAUAUACGACUGCCUUAACAUGACGGACCGCAGCCGCAUGAUCCAACUGCUCGUCCACGAGAAGUCCAAUAUGCGCAUCCUCGAAAUCGGCGCCGGCACAGGCGGGACCACGAAUAGCUUCCUGCAAAGUGUCAGACAUAUGCCCAGCAAACAAAUGCUGUACUCGAGCUACACGUACACAGACGUCUCAGCUGGGUUCUUCGCCGCCGCCCAAGAGCGCUUCAAGGAUUUCCCGAACCUGAACUUUCAGACACUAGAUAUUUCCAAAGACCCGCUCGAUCAGGGGUUCGAGCCGGAGUCCUUCGAUCUAGUUAUUGCCGCUAACGUCCUACAUGCCACACCUAGCCUGCGGGAGACGCUUUCACGGGUGCGCAAACUUGUGCAUCCGCAGGGAAGGCUAUACAUGGAGGAGCUGUGUUGUGAGGUCAAAGCCAUUAAUUUCAUCAUGGGUGUUCUUCCUGGUUGGUGGCUCGGCGAAGAGGAUGGGCGACAUGAUGAGCCGUAUGUGAGCCCAGAACGAUGGGAUGCGGAGUUGAAGGCAGCUGGCUUUCAGGGCCUUGAAAAAUUGGCACUGGAUUGCGAACGACCGAACCAUCUUCUUGCGUACAUGAUCUCUCGACCUGACAGCGGGAUUAUACCAGCAAAUGUGGUGACUCUGGUUCAUGACAGCGCAUCGUUUGAGGUUGCGUGGCAGCUUCAAGAACAUCUUAAACAGAAAGUUCGGGCAGUAGAGCUACACGAUCUUCAUGACGGCAUCCCAAGCCACGAUUCAGACAUGAUCGCAUGCAUUGACCUGAAGACAUCAUAUCUCCACAAUAUCGAUGAAAAAGCCUAUAUUCUCUUUCAACAGCUCAUCUCCCAACGAGCUGAUUCACAGGGAGGGCUGCUAUGGUUGACCAGGAGCUCCCAAAUGCGAUGCGAGGAUCCACGAUGGGCGCAGAUCAUCGGUACCGCCCGCACUAUCCGCGGAGAGCUUGGAGUAGACAUUGCGACUUGCGAGCUGGACGUUAUUGAUGAUGCAACACUCAAACUAGUACCGGAAGUAUUCAAAAAGUUUCAGAGACAACGCCAAACUCCCGCAUCACAGCCGGAAUACGAAUAUGCCAUCGUGGAUGGACAGGUUCACAUUGGGAGAAUUUAUCCGGUAAAGGUGGCAGAUGAGCUUGUUUCAGUUACGGAAGCUGAAGGGAAUAGCACCUCGAUUGUCAGAUUAUCCAUUCAGAAAUACGGCCGCCUCGACACCCUCAAGUGGACCCCUGCACGGAAAGAACCUCUGAUAGGCGAUAUUGUGGAAGUUGAAACCAAAGCAGUUGGCAUGAACUUCAAAGACAUCCUAAUAGCCAUGGGCAUCGUCGACUCGAGUGUUUCAACCCUAGGCCUUGAAGCAUCUGGCAUCAUCCACGCUCUAGGCCCCGACGUCACUGAUCUUAAAGUCAGCGACCGGGUUUUCAUUUUCAGCAACGGCUGUUUCUCCUCUCAAAUCCGCAUCUCGGCCCAGCUCUGCAUCAAGAUACCCGACGAGCUCAGCUUCGAGGAUGCGGCGACCAUGCCGUGUGUCUUCUCGACCGUCAUCUAUGGAAUGCAGUACGUCGGGAGGCUGCGCAAGGGGCAGACGGUGUUGAUACACUCUGGCUGCGGAGGUAUCGGGCUGGCGGCUAUUCAGAUUGCGAAGAUGGUGGGCGCCGGCGAAAUAUUUACUACGGUCGGUAGUGAGGAGAAAGCUGCAUAUCUGGUUGCGAAAUGUGGGAUUCCGCGGAACCAUAUCUUCAACUCGCGGGAUUCGACAUUCGCGGCUGAUGUAAAGCGAGCUACGUGUGGGAAGGGGGUUGAUCUCGUACUUAACUCGCUCUCGGGUCAGCUCUUACAUGCUUCCUGGGACUGUGUGGCUGAAUUUGGCACCAUGAUCGAGAUUGGAAAGCGGGACUUGAUUGGAAACGGGCAACUUGCGCUGAACCCCUUUGAAUUGAACCGGGGGUACCACGGUAUCGACCUGGGACACUUAGUCGAGUCAAGACCGCAAGAAGCUGGGGAUCUUCUCAGGACUAUUGUUGAGUACUACGAAAAGGGGCUGAUUCAGCCAAUCAAGCCAGUCACGACUUUCGAGCCGGGCCAGAUCGCCGACUGCUUCCGCUACAUGCAGAAAGGCCAACAUAUCGGAAAGAUUGUCGUGCCGAUGAGUGACACCAUCCAGGACCAUCUCAUGCAGAAAUCCGGAGAUCCACGUACCGUCAAGUUCAACCCUAAAGGCUCUUACCUCCUAGUCGGCGGUCUGGGUGGGAUUGGCCGCGAGGUGUCCAGCUGGAUGGUUGAACACGGUGCGCGACACCUCAUUUUCCUCAGUAGCAGCGCAGGAACUAGCCUCGAAGACAAGACAUUCUUUAUCGAGCUCGAAAGCCAAGGCUGUUCCGUGACCCCUGUCCGGGGUAACGUCUGCAACCCUUCCGACGUCUCAAGGGCCAUUUCCGCCGUUCCCAAGCCCAUAAAAGGGGUGUUAAACCUGAGCAUGGUACUCCGCGAUCAAAUAUUCAUCAAUAUGUCUCACCAGUCCUGGUGUGAAGCCGUAGAUCCCAAGGUGGACGGAACCUGGAAUCUACACAAGGCGUGCCUUAAGGAGAGCCUAGACCUAGACUUUUUCGUGCUUUUCAGUUCCAUAACAGGCACCAUCGGAAGAAAGGGACAAGCAAACUACGCAGGCGCGAACACCUUCCUCGAUGCUUUCGUACAAUACCGGCACCAUAUCGGCUUGCCCGCCGGGGUCGUCGAUAUAGGCAUGAUGCUUGACCAUGGAUACGUUGCCGAUAACCCACAUAUCCUUGAUCGGCUUACCGCCGAGGGUGGCUACGGGGUUCGCAUUCCACAACUCCUUGACUGCUUGAAACUUGCCAUCACAAUGGGAACCCCUCGCAAAAACUCAACUGCUUUGGAUGCUUUCGUCGAGCCUUCUCAGAUUGUUCUCGGACUUCGAUCCCUGACUCCUCUCGAUCACCCAUACAACAGACAAAUGUGGAAGAAUGACCGGCGGAUGGCAGUGUACCACAAUUCCAAUAUCAGUUCCCGUGUUCUCAGAACUGCCUCGACCUCUUCUCAGCUAUCUUCAUUGCUCGCCGACGCAACAGUAAACCCGGAAAUCCUCUCCCAAGCAUCCACCGCCGUAAUUCUAGCGAAGGAGAUAGCCCGACACCUAUUCGAAUUGCUCCUACGCCCCAUUUCAGAUGAUAGGGAGCUCGACGUGGCGUGCUCGCUGCAGGACGUCGGCCUAGAUAGCCUAGUGGCCAUGGAGAUGCGCUCGUGGUGGAAGUCAACACUUGGAACCGAUAUAAGCGUAUUGGAGAUGAUGGGGAUGGGGAGUUUGUUGAUGCUGGGUGAACAUGCGGCGAAGGGGUUGAGGGAAAAAUACCAGCAACAGGAGGAAGAGGAAGCGGGAAAGUACAGCACUGCGGAUUUAAUUAGGACCAAAAUGCCUUGAGAACUUUUAUGUAAACGUACUUCGCCCACGUUCAUCAUUUUGUCUCAAUAAUAUCCUGGUAGUAAGGAAAUUAUAGUUCCUUAGUUACGCC